Molecule: messenger RNA, 336 nt
Organism: Ilex paraguariensis (yerba mate)
Lineage: Eukaryota; Viridiplantae; Streptophyta; Magnoliopsida; Aquifoliales; Aquifoliaceae
Source: the annotation of a GenBank genome assembly
AUGUUUUCCCACAUUCAGUUCCCUGGCUUGCCGCCCAUCAAAGCCUGUCAGAUGCCUCAACCUUUGCUUGACCGAGAUGAUCAAUUCUACCAUUAUUUUCUUAACUUCGCCUCUAAUGUACCCAGAUCAAAUGGGAUUAUACUAAACACUUUGAAUCACUUGAAUCGGGAGCGAUCAAAGCUAUCAGGGAUGGGAUUUGUGUUCAGAACAUCAAACUCCACCGAUUUACUGCAUCGGACCACGAAUUGCCGACGCCGUAAUGGAGCUUUCUCGGCGGAGCAGGUGAGAGAGAUAGCCAUUGGGUUAGAGAGAAGUGAUCGGAAAUUCCUGUGGGUG